AUGCCGGUGGCCGUGGGUCCCUAUGCGCAGUUGCAGCCCAGCUGUUUUGACCUCAUGAAGAUGGGCUUAGUCAUGGGUUGUGCUGUGGGCAGGGUGGCUGGGGCCCUGUUCAGCACCUUCUGUCUCAGGAUGGGAAUGCGGGGUUGGGAGCUGAUGGGCAGCACUGGGAAAUCCAUGAUGCUGAGUGGCGGCACCUUCGGUGCAUUCACGGCCAUUGGAAUGGGCACAAGAUGCUAA
Messenger RNA from Acomys russatus (golden spiny mouse), 237 nucleotides. RefSeq names its product reactive oxygen species modulator 1-like. The record is from RefSeq and is a predicted model, not a curated record. Lineage: Eukaryota; Metazoa; Chordata; Mammalia; Rodentia; Muridae. Bases 1 to 237 code for a protein of 78 amino acids. The transcript has a single exon. Gene Ontology annotation, biological process: protein insertion into mitochondrial inner membrane; protein import into mitochondrial matrix. Gene Ontology annotation, cellular component: TIM23 mitochondrial import inner membrane translocase complex.